Messenger RNA from Epithele typhae, 897 nucleotides. RefSeq names its product Cloroperoxidase. The transcript has 4 exons. The coding region runs from base 1 to 897 and encodes 298 amino acids. The record is from RefSeq and is a predicted model, not a curated record. Gene Ontology annotation, molecular function: peroxidase activity. NCBI's taxonomy places the organism in Eukaryota, Fungi, Basidiomycota, Agaricomycetes, Polyporales, Epitheliaceae.
AUGGGACAAACUCUUGUUGUUCUCAAGCGACUCUCCUCCGGCCUCGCCUCAGGCGUAGCAGGUGUCUUCAAAACCGUCGGACUGUUUUUUGUCGACUUCGCGCUCUUCCUCUUCAACCUGCUCACGCCUGAUAGAAAGAAAGGAGCCGUGAUACCAAAGGGAUGCCCUGGAUACGGAGGCAAGUGGCCGGAGUAUGUGCCGCCUCAGGCAGGCGAUAGUCGCUGCUCGUGCCCUGCGCUCAACGCCCUUGCCAACCACGGCAUCCUGCCCCACAAUGGGCGCGAUAUCAGCUUCAAAGACCUGAACACCGUCGUUCGCCAGUCGUACAACUUCUCGCCCACGUUCUGCAAGUUUGUCCCAAGCUACGCUGCCAACAUGCUCAGCCGCGAUUACAACACGGACUUUUUCGACCUUGCUGAUCUCGACGCGCACAAUUGCAUCGAGCAUGACGCAUCACUCUGCCGGCUCGAUGUGCACGAAGAACCUGACCAAGGGAAAAUUGCGCAUGAGCUUGUUGAGCGCUUGCUGACACGCGGCACGGGCCCGAAUGGCAAUCUCACGAAGAAGGACCUUUCUCGUCUGCUAGGCGAGCGCCGCGUCGAAGCAAAAAGGGCCAAUCCAAAGUACAGCCAGGCCUUCAUUCACAAGAUGUUUGGCUCGUCCAACUCGUCCACACUCCUCACCAUCUUCGGAGGUCAGAUCGAUGACAUCCGGACGAUACUCACGGAGGAGCGCAUCCCUGACGGUUGGGAGCCCCGCAUCCGUCACAGGAUGGGGCUCACGAUACUCGAGUUCAACAACACCGUGCUGCCGGUCGAGCUCGGCGUUAAGGAAGAAGUGGAUGGGUCGAUCAACGUGGCGGGUCGGGAGCGAUAUGACGCGGUGCAGAAAAAAUAG